UCUCCCUUUAUAUAUAUUCCACAUUUCUUCCUUUAAAAGUGGGAAGAGAUUCACAGUUUUUGGUUUUUUUUUUGGAGUAUACUUAUACUUAGGUGACUGACAGAGAGAAAUUACAAAUUACCCAUCACGCAAAAACCCAUUCUUUCUUAUCUUGAUUUCAUAAAUUCUCCAUUUUUAGAUUUCUAUUCCUUAAAACUUGGGAAUAGAAAUUACUAAUAAAUUAUCAUAUUUUCUCUUCCAUUUUCUUCUGGGGUUAAUAUUUUUUCUUGAUUCAAGGUAAGACAAGGUGUAUGAGCUUGUAGACCUGAAGAACAGCUAGUGGGUGAAGAGUUUUGCUUCUAUAUAUGGGCUGCUGCUAUUCAAAAAAAGUUGGCCGUACUCCUGGAUAUGAGGAUCCUAUUAUCCUUGCAUUAGAAACACCUUUCACUGAGAGUGAAGUGGAGGCGUUGUAUGAGCUAUUUAAGAAAUUGAGCAGCUCCAUAAUUAAUGAUGGCGUGAUACACAAGGAAGAGUUCCAGCUUGCACUCUUUAGAAACAGUAAAAAGGAGAACCUUUUCUCAGACAGGAUCUUUGAUUUAUUUGACGCGAAGCGCAAUGGUGUUGUUGACUUUGGUGAAUUUGUUCGAUCACUGGGAGUGUUCCACCCAAAUGCACCUGUAGAACAGAAGAUCGAUUUUGCAUUUAGAUUGUAUGAUCUCAGACAAACGGGGUUUAUUGAGCGUGAGGAGGUGAGUACUCAUGAAACUUUGAAGGAGAUGGUUCUGGCACUAUUGUAUGAAUCGGAGUUGAUACUCUCAGAUGAUGUUGUUGAGGCAAUUGUAGAUAAGACUUUCACUGAAGCAGACUUAAAAGACGAUGGAAAGAUAGAUCGAGAAGAAUGGGAUGAAUUGGUAAAGACGUAUCCUGCAUUGCUAAAGAAUAUGACACUUCCCUAUUUAAAGGAUAUUACACUGGCAUUUCCGAGCUUUGUUUUGACCUCGGAAGUUGAUGACAUAGAGGUGCAAAUGACAGAAAAAGAGCACAACUUAUAAGACUAUAAUGCGUGUUGAUGAAAGACAUUCAAUGUCAACUUGAGAGGAAGUUGAAGUUUCGUUAGCAUUUUAAUUUCGGAACUUUUGAGGCGUGUACUAGAACGAGUGAAAUUCGGUCAACACAAGACAUAAUAAUACGCGAAGAGCCACGCUACUACGAGUCUGCAAUGUUAAUGAUUCAUCCAUUUGGUGCUGAAAAAUUGCAGUAGCAGAGAAGACAUGUACAUGUAAACAUAUGCUUUGGUGGAGAGGAGAAGGAAGUAUAUAUGGCACAUGUGAUGUACAUGUCAUUUGAAAAGAGUUUAGGCAUAGAAGUGGUUGUGGCUUUUAUGUGGAAGUUCUCUUCAUGAAAAUAGAUAAUAUAUAUAUAUAUAUCAUAUAUGUAUAGAAGUAUUAGGUUUGAGAAAUAGGAACUGAAAAGAAUGGAUAUGAAACUUGAACUUCCUGCUUCAAAUUCUGUACUGCCAGUGAAUUACUUUAUUGAUUUUGAUCACCAGUAUUCUGGA
Molecule: messenger RNA, 1537 nt
Organism: Beta vulgaris subsp. vulgaris (sugar beet)
Lineage: Eukaryota; Viridiplantae; Streptophyta; Magnoliopsida; Caryophyllales; Amaranthaceae
Product: calcineurin B-like protein 7
Exons: 9
Coding region: 345-1031 (228 amino acids)
Biological process (GO): calcium-mediated signaling
Molecular function (GO): kinase binding; calcium ion binding
Source: RefSeq, a predicted model, not a curated record